Messenger RNA from Maniola jurtina (meadow brown), 1623 nucleotides. Its product is annotated as facilitated trehalose transporter Tret1-like. Gene Ontology annotation, cellular component: membrane. Lineage: Eukaryota; Metazoa; Arthropoda; Insecta; Lepidoptera; Nymphalidae. Gene Ontology annotation, biological process: transmembrane transport. The transcript is spliced from 9 exons. The coding region runs from base 79 to 1617 and encodes 512 amino acids. The record is from RefSeq and is a predicted model, not a curated record. Gene Ontology annotation, molecular function: transmembrane transporter activity.
ACGUAAAUAAAUAGAAGAUAUAACUAUAUAACUCUACAAAAUACUUACAACAAAACAUGUGUGAUCUAAAGCAGUUAAAUGUCGCUUAGAGGCUUAGAAGUGAACUACCCUGACCCUGGGUUCUGGACAAAAACUUCCUUAAUUCAACUAGGUUACGGUAUUUGGGUCAAUUUAACCAUGGGAUCAAUUGGUUUCGCCUACGGGUUCUCAGCGGUGGCUAUCCCUCAACUGAACUCCCCUUAUUCCUUUAUAAAAGUAACAAUUUCUGAGGAGUCAUGGAUUGCAAGUAUCAUAACACUAAUUGCUCCAAUCGGCUGCAUCCUAGGUGGUUUUAUCAUCGACAAAUAUGGUCGUCGUUCUAUACUUAUUUAUUGUCAUAUACCCCUUAUUUUGGGAUGGUUGACAAUUGGCUUUGCGAACAACGCAAUGGAUAUUAUAGUUGGUAGAGGUUGCGUUGGUUUUGGAAUUGGUCUAGCGAUGAGCGCUCCAAGGGUGUACAUGACGGAGGUCAGUCUUCCUAACAUGCGUGGAAUUGUCGGAUCUUUUCCUAACCUUGCCAUGGCAACUGGUAUCACUGUUCAGGCUGGUUUAGGUACAAUAAUGAAGUGGGACGUUCUGUGUUAUGUUAAUAGUGGCUACGCGUUAAUAUUAUUGAUAGUGAACUACCUAUUGCCUGAGACGCCUUACUUCUUGCUCAAACAUGCUACAACGGAAGAAGCUGAAGCUUGCCUGAGACAUUUUCGAGCUAAAAAUUAUAAUAUUGAGCUUGAAAUGAACGACCUUAGAGAUUUCAAGCAUGACAACGAAAUUCGCAAACUGACGUUUAAGCAACAGUUAGCAGCUCUUUGCGAAAGAUCUUCAUGCAAACCGUUCUGGCUUAUGACAACUUAUACAUUUUUCGGGGAACUUUCUGGCGCCUCUAUUGUAUCCAUGUGGACCGUGGAUUUGUUACGGAAUACUAAGUCAUCAGUGGACGCUGACUUAGGAAACUUUAUCUUGGGCAUCACGCGAAUCAUUGCUGGAGUUUGCGGAGGUUUUCUGAUUUUCCAUAGUGGGCGGAGACCUUUGGCGAUCACUUCUGCUCUUGGCGCCGGAGUGGUUUACAUAACGCUUGGUCUCCUUACCAAUUAUUGGGAAAAAACAUCUGUGGUGCCGCAGAUUCUCUUCAUGUUGUACGUGUUGUUUGUCGGGAUGUGUUUCUAUACAUUGCCGCCUUUGAUUUUGUACGAACUUUAUCCUUUACAAGUACGAGGAUUGCUGGGAGGCAUAUCAAUUUCGAAUCUAAACAUAUUUGUCUUCACUGCGAACAAAUGUUAUCCAUAUCUCAGAAAUUAUCUUGGAUUUGCUAACUUGGUCACGGCUUUUGGAACUGCUUCGAUACUUUGUUGCAUCUAUCUGUAUUUCUUCCUGCCAGAAACUAAGGACCUGACGCUACAAGAGAUCGAAGAAUACUACAAUUCUAGACGUUCGACCCUGACCUCGGAACGUCGGCUCAGAUCCAUGCAGGCGUUGAGUACUCUUAGUGUUGGAGCAACAGCGAGCAGUAGUAGAAUAUCUGAUCAUCAUAAAAAGACUAAACAUGACAGAUUACCAGAUAAUCAAAAUAAAGAUGAUUAAAUAUUG